CCGUUCGGGCUGCGGAUUCCUCCAGUCCCUCCCCCGGCCGCCUCUCCUCCCGGAGCGAGCGCGCAGCCCCGCGCAGCAGCGCCCACUGGUCCCGUCCUGUGAGCCCCGGCCCCAGCCGCCGCCAGCCCCGCGGAGUCGCCCUCCCCGGCCCACCCGCCCGGCCGCCGAGGAGCGGGAGGAGGACGGGACCCCGGCGCCCCCACCCCACCCCCGGAGAACUGUAAGAAGGAACUGAUGUGGAAGAGUGCCUGAGACAGUUCAAGAUGACGACCACAGUGGCCACAGACUAUGACAACAUUGAGAUCCAGCAGCAGUACAGCGAUGUCAACAACCGCUGGGAUGUGGAUGACUGGGACAACGAGAACAGCUCCGCACGGCUCUUCGAGCGGUCCCGUAUCAAGGCUCUGGCAGAUGAGCGUGAAGCUGUACAGAAGAAGACCUUCACCAAGUGGGUCAACUCCCACCUUGCCCGAGUGUCCUGCCGAAUCACAGACCUGUACACCGACCUCCGAGAUGGACGGAUGCUCAUCAAGCUGCUGGAGGUCCUCUCCGGAGAGAGGCUGCCUAAACCCACGAAGGGACGGAUGCGCAUCCACUGUCUGGAGAAUGUAGACAAGGCUCUUCAGUUCCUGAAGGAGCAGAGAGUCCAUCUUGAGAACAUGGGUUCCCAUGACAUUGUGGAUGGGAACCACCGGCUGACCCUCGGCCUCAUCUGGACCAUCAUCCUGCGCUUCCAGAUCCAGGAUAUCAGUGUGGAGACUGAAGAUAACAAAGAGAAAAAGUCUGCCAAGGAUGCUCUGCUGCUGUGGUGCCAGAUGAAGACAGCUGGGUACCCAAAUGUCAACAUUCACAACUUCACCACGAGCUGGAGGGAUGGUAUGGCCUUCAAUGCACUGAUACACAAACACCGGCCUGACCUGAUAGAUUUUGAUAAACUGAAGAAAUCCAAUGCACACUACAACCUGCAAAAUGCAUUUAACCUGGCAGAGCAGCACCUUGGCCUCACUAAGCUGUUAGACCCUGAAGAUAUCAGCGUGGACCACCCUGAUGAGAAGUCUAUCAUCACCUAUGUGGUGACCUACUACCACUACUUCUCCAAGAUGAAGGCCUUGGCUGUGGAAGGAAAGCGGAUUGGGAAGGUGCUCGACAAUGCUAUUGAGACAGAGAAAAUGAUUGAGAAGUAUGAGUCACUAGCCUCUGACCUUCUGGAGUGGAUUGAGCAAACCAUCAUCAUUCUGAACAAUCGCAAGUUUGCUAAUUCCCUAGUUGGGGUCCAGCAGCAGCUUCAGGCGUUCAACACUUACCGCACAGUGGAGAAACCACCUAAGUUCACCGAGAAGGGCAACUUGGAGGUGCUGCUUUUCACAAUUCAGAGCAAGAUGAGAGCUAACAAUCAGAAGGUCUACAUGCCCCGGGAAGGGAAGCUCAUCUCUGAUAUCAACAAGGCCUGGGAAAGACUGGAAAAAGCAGAACAUGAGCGAGAACUGGCCCUGCGGAAUGAGCUCAUAAGGCAGGAAAAACUGGAACAGCUCGCCCGCAGAUUCGAUCGCAAGGCAGCUAUGAGGGAGACGUGGCUGAGCGAAAACCAGCGACUGGUGUCUCAGGACAACUUUGGAUUUGACCUUCCUGCAGUUGAGGCCGCCACCAAAAAGCACGAGGCCAUUGAGACAGACAUUGCUGCAUAUGAAGAGCGUGUCCAGGCUGUGGUGGCCGUGGCCAGGGAACUUGAAGCAGAGAACUACCAUGACAUCAAGCGCAUUACGGCGAGGAAGGACAAUGUCAUCCGGCUCUGGGAAUACUUGCUGGAAUUGCUCAGGGCCAGGAGGCAGCGUCUUGAGAUGAACCUGGGGCUGCAAAAGAUAUUCCAGGAAAUGCUUUACAUUAUGGACUGGAUGGACGAAAUGAAGGUGCUAUUGCUGUCCCAAGACUACGGCAAACACUUGCUUGGUGUAGAGGACUUGUUACAGAAGCAUGCCCUGGUUGAAGCCGACAUUGCAAUCCAAGCAGAGCGGGUAAGAGGUGUGAACGCCUCUGCCCAGAAGUUUGCAACAGAUGGGGAAGGCUACAAGCCCUGCGACCCCCAGGUCAUCCGAGACCGCGUUGCCCACAUGGAGUUCUGCUAUCAAGAGCUUUGUCAGCUGGCAGCGGAACGUAGGGCCCGCCUGGAAGAGUCCCGUCGCCUCUGGAAGUUUUUCUGGGAGAUGGCGGAAGAGGAAGGCUGGAUUCGGGAGAAGGAGAAAAUCUUGUCCUCCGAUGAUUACGGGAAAGACCUGACCAGUGUCAUGCGCCUGCUGAGCAAGCACCGGGCGUUUGAGGAUGAGAUGAGUGGCCGUAGUGCCCACUUCGAGCAGGCUAUCAAAGAAGGUGAAGACAUGAUUGCAGAGGAACACUUUGGAUCAGAAAAGAUCCGCGAAAGAAUCACUUACAUCCGGGAACAGUGGGCCAACCUGGAGCAGCUCUCAGCCAUUCGGAAGAAGCGCCUUGAGGAGGCCUCCUUACUGCACCAGUUCCAGGCUGAUGCUGACGACAUCGAUGCCUGGAUGCUAGACAUCCUCAAGAUCGUCUCCAGCAACGACGUGGGCCAUGACGAGUACUCCACACAGUCUCUGGUCAAGAAGCAUAAAGAUGUGGCGGAAGAGAUCACCAACUACAGGCCCACUAUUGACACCCUGCAUGAGCAAGCCAGUGCCCUUCCUCAAGCACACGCAGAGUCUCCAGAUGUGAGGGGUCGUCUGGCCGGCAUCGAGGAGCGCUACAAGGAGGUGGCAGAGCUGACACGGCUAAGGAAGCAGGCUCUGCAAGAUACCCUGGCCCUGUACAAGAUGUUCAGUGAGGCCGAUGCCUGCGAGCUCUGGAUUGAUGAGAAGGAGCAGUGGCUCAACAACAUGCAGAUCCCAGAGAAGCUGGAGGACCUGGAAGUCAUCCAGCACAGGUUUGAGAGCCUAGAACCUGAAAUGAACAACCAGGCUUCCCGGGUUGCUGUGGUAAACCAGAUUGCACGGCAGCUGAUGCACAGUGGCCACCCCAGUGAAAAGGAGAUCAGAGCCCAGCAGGACAAACUCAACACGAGGUGGAGCCAGUUCCGAGAGCUGGUGGACAGGAAAAAGGAUGCCCUGCUGUCUGCCCUGAGCAUCCAGAACUACCACCUCGAGUGCAAUGAGACCAAGUCCUGGAUCCGGGAAAAGACCAAGGUCAUUGAGUCUACCCAAGACCUUGGCAAUGACCUGGCAGGUGUCAUGGCCCUGCAGCGCAAGCUGACCGGCAUGGAACGAGACUUGGUGGCCAUUGAGGCGAAACUGAGCGACCUGCAGAAAGAAGCCGAGAAGCUGGAGUCUGAGCACCCUGACCAGGCUCAAGCCAUCCUGUCUCGGCUGGCCGAGAUCAGCGAUGUGUGGGAGGAGAUGAAGACGACCCUGAAGAACCGAGAGGCCUCCCUGGGAGAGGCCAGCAAACUGCAGCAGUUCCUGAGGGACUUGGAUGACUUCCAGUCUUGGCUGUCCAGGACCCAGACUGCCAUCGCCUCAGAGGACAUGCCCAACACCCUGACUGAGGCAGAGAAGCUUCUCACACAGCAUGAGAACAUCAAAAAUGAGAUUGACAAUUAUGAGGAGGACUACCAGAAGAUGCGGGACAUGGGUGAGAUGGUCACGCAGGGACAGACUGAUGCUCAGUACAUGUUUCUGCGACAGCGGCUGCAGGCCUUAGACACGGGCUGGAACGAGCUUCAUAAGAUGUGGGAGAACAGACAGAACCUUCUCUCCCAGUCCCACGCCUACCAGCAGUUCCUCCGGGACACCAAACAAGCCGAGGCUUUCCUCAAUAACCAGGAGUAUGUUUUGGCUCAUACCGAAAUGCCCACUACCCUGGAAGGAGCUGAAGCAGCUAUUAAAAAGCAGGAGGACUUCAUGACCACCAUGGACGCCAACGAGGAGAAGAUCAGCGCUGUGGUAGAGACGGGCCGGAGGCUGGUGAGCGAUGGCAACAUCAGCUCGGAUCGCAUCCAGGAGAAGGUGGACUCUAUUGAUGACAGACACAGGAAGAAUAGAGAGGCAGCCAGUGAACUUCUGAUGAGGUUAAAGGACAACCGAGACCUACAGAAAUUCCUGCAAGAUUGUCAAGAGCUGUCCCUCUGGAUCAAUGAGAAGAUGCUGACUGCCCAGGACAUGUCUUAUGAUGAAGCCAGAAACCUGCAUAGUAAAUGGUUAAAGCAUCAAGCAUUUAUGGCAGAACUUGCAUCCAACAAAGAAUGGCUUGACAAAAUUGAGAAGGAAGGAAUGCAGCUCAUUUCAGAGAAGCCAGAAACAGAAGCUGUGGUGAGGGAGAAACUCACUGGUUUACAUAAAAUGUGGGAAGUCCUUGAAUCCACCACCCAGACCAAGGCCCAGCGGCUCUUCGAUGCAAAUAAGGCUGAGCUCUUCACACAGAGCUGUGCAGAUCUAGACAAAUGGCUCCAUGGCUUGGAGAGCCAGAUCCAGUCUGACGACUACGGCAAAGACCUUACCAGUGUCAAUAUUCUGUUGAAAAAGCAACAGAUGCUGGAGAAUCAGAUGGAAGUGCGGAAGAAGGAGAUCGAGGAGCUCCAGAGCCAAGCGCAGGCACUGAGCCAGGAGGGGAAGAGCACUGAUGAGGUGGACAGCAAGCGCCUCACCGUGCAGACCAAGUUCAUGGAGCUCUUGGAGCCCUUGAAUGAGAGGAAGCACAAUCUGUUAGCCUCCAAAGAGAUCCACCAAUUCAACAGGGAUGUGGAGGACGAGAUCCUGUGGGUUGGUGAGAGGAUGCCUUUGGCCACGUCCACAGAUCAUGGCCAUAACCUUCAAACUGUGCAGCUGUUGAUAAAGAAAAACCAGACCCUCCAGAAAGAAAUCCAAGGACACCAGCCUCGUAUUGAUGAUAUCUUUGAGAGGAGUCAAAACAUCAUCACAGAUAGCAGCAGCCUCAAUGCUGAGGCUAUCAGGCAGAGACUCACCGACCUGAAGCAACUGUGGGGGCUCCUCAUUGAGGAGACGGAGAAACGCCAUAGACGGCUCGAGGAGGCACACAAAGCCCAGCAGUACUACUUUGAUGCAGCUGAAGCCGAGGCUUGGAUGAGCGAACAGGAACUGUACAUGAUGUCCGAGGAAAAGGCCAAGGAUGAGCAGAGUGCUGUCUCCAUGUUGAAAAAGCAUCAGAUUUUGGAACAAGCUGUUGAAGACUAUGCAGAGACAGUACACCAGCUCUCCAAGACUAGCCGGGGCCUGGUGGCUGACAGCCAUCCCGAAAGCGAGCGUAUUAGCAUGCGGCAGUCAAAAGUGGACAAGCUGUAUGCCGGCCUGAAGGACCUUGCUGAAGAAAGGAGAGGAAAACUUGACGAGAGGCACAGGCUCUUCCAGCUCAACAGGGAGGUCGACGACCUGGAACAGUGGAUUGCUGAGAGGGAAGUGGUCGCAGGGUCACAUGAGUUGGGACAGGACUAUGAGCAUGUCACGAUGUUACAAGAACGGUUCCGAGAAUUUGCUCGAGACACUGGGAACAUUGGGCAGGAGCGCGUGGAUACAGUCAAUCAUAUGGCAGAUGACCUCAUCAACUCUGGACAUUCAGAUGCUGCCACCAUUGCUGAGUGGAAAGACGGUCUCAAUGAAGCCUGGGCUGACCUCCUGGAGCUCAUUGACACGAGAACACAGAUUCUCGCUGCCUCCUACGAACUGCAUAAGUUUUACCAUGAUGCCAAGGAGAUCUUUGGCCGCAUCCAGGACAAACACAAGAAACUCCCUGAGGAGCUUGGAAGAGAUCAGAACACUGUGGAGACCUUACAGAGAAUGCACACCACCUUUGAGCAUGACAUCCAGGCUCUGGGCACUCAGGUGAAGCAGCUGCAGGAGGACGCAGCCCGCCUACAGGCAGCCUAUGCAGGGGACAAGGCUGAUGACAUCCAGAAACGUGAGAAUGAGGUCCUGGAAGCCUGGAAGUCCCUGCUGGAUGCUUGUGAGGGCCGCAGGGUGCGGCUGGUGGACACGGGAGACAAGUUCCGCUUCUUCAGCAUGGUCCGGGACCUCAUGCUCUGGAUGGAAGAUGUCAUCCGGCAGAUCGAGGCUCAGGAGAAACCACGGGAUGUGUCCUCUGUUGAACUGUUAAUGAAUAAUCAUCAAGGUAUCAAAGCUGAAAUUGAUGCUCGCAAUGACAGUUUCACAACUUGCAUUGAACUUGGGAAAUCCCUGCUGGCAAGGAAACACUAUGCUUCUGAGGAGAUCAAGGAAAAGUUACUGCAGUUGACAGAAAAAAGAAAAGAAAUGAUUGACAAGUGGGAAGACCGAUGGGAGUGGCUAAGACUGAUUUUGGAGGUCCAUCAGUUCUCAAGGGAUGCCAGUGUGGCUGAGGCUUGGCUGCUCGGACAGGAACCAUACCUAUCCAGCCGCGAAAUUGGCCAGAGCGUGGAUGAAGUGGAGAAACUGAUCAAGCGCCACGAGGCAUUUGAAAAGUCUGCAGCAACCUGGGAUGAGAGAUUCUCCGCCCUGGAAAGACUGACAACAUUGGAGUUACUGGAAGUGCGCAGACAGCAAGAGGAAGAAGAAAGAAAGAGGCGGCCGCCUUCUCCGGAGCCAAGCACGAAGGUUUCAGAGGAGGCUGAGUCCCAGCAAUGGGAUACUUCAAAAGGAGACCAAGUUUCCCAGAAUGGUUUGCCAGCUGAACAGGGAUCUCCACGGGAUAACGUCAUAUAGCAUCUUGUUUGUUUUUCCUAAUCUCUAUGUACAUAUCUAUCUACCUAGAGCUGUAGAUAGGUAUCUAGAUAGACGCCAAGCUUCUUAUAUUCUGGGCUAGUAUGCAUCAUUAUUGGGUCUCUGCCUUAAAACAAAUCCAAAUUUAUUGGGGGGGGGACUCUUAACUUUUUCAUUGGUCACUAGGGUUCCCUGACCAUGUCUUUAUGGCCCCAUAUCAUAUUAUGUCACUGAUCAUAUAUGUAUAUACAUAUAUGAUCUUUCCAUAUAUGUGUGUAUGUGUGUGUGCACUUAAAUUUUGUAUCAUCCAGACUGAUACCAAAUUUUAAUGCUUUUUUUAAAUUCAAAAGACAAAACCCAUAGAAGCACACAAGACAGGAUUGCCAUGAUGCCUAUUUUUGUCUAUAUUUUUAAUUAACAAUUGGAUUGGAUUGGAAGAAGAAAUAGCAAUUUCCUUCCUUUGGGUGAUGGUGCAGAGACUCAUGUUAAUGAACUCGAAAAUGGUGUUGCUUCGUGUACUUUGAAAACCAAUCAGGUGUUUCCUGUGCUAAUAGUUGUCGUGCUGCAUUCAUGUCACCUGAUUUCAGUGUCUCAGAUGUGCCCGGCCUCGAAAGCACUCUGAACUAAUGGCUAAAGAGAAGCAACAGCUGGGGGGAGGGGCCGGGGGUCACAUGUACCAUUGUUUGAUCACUAUGAUUUGCUUUUGAUGUUUGUCUCUAGUGGUGUGUUGUCUGUUGGCAUGCUUCCAGCACAUGUCCAUUAAAAUUCAUUUUUGUUCCUUUUAUUUUCAUCGUUUCCUUGGUUAGUGAUUUCAUUCAUUCACAUGAACAUUAAUUAUCUCUGCAUACUGGUUUGGGGUUUUCUCUUUCCUUCUAACUCCAAAGAAAAAAUUUUUGCUGCAGAAUUUCCAUCAGAAGAAACUUCCCCUGCCUUCACCUACCUUGAGAUGUGACCAACCCCGAUAAAUGAAUGCCUACCCGAGUCUCUGCCUCUAGUGGUUUUCAAGUCAAAACUGCAGCAGUAAAUUUUUUUUUCUGGUGUCUGUGUACUAACCCAUGUUUCUUUGCACUCACCUGGCUCAGGCCUUCCACACCAGCUCACACUUGCUCCUGACAGGAGUUUCCUGAGAUCUCUCUAGAAGAGAUGUGUCAACUUUAAGAUCCACUCAACAGUCUUUUGACUUGGGUUUUGUCUUGGUUAUUUCCCCUCCUACAACCUGCCCUUAACAGUGGAAGGAGGAGCCAGGUGUAGCAGGAUAUGCCUGCAGUCCCAGCUACUGGCGAGAGGAGAAGGGGAGUCUACUCCUCGUACCAUUUCUGCAGGCGUUGCUUGCAAAACCAGGCAAACCAAGCACUCUCUCCCCCACCCUCUUUUCUUUUUGCCCCAAUGAUACAUUCACCAUACUGAUAAAAGAGAAUAAUGAAUUUUAAGCAGAAAGAACCUUAAGAUUGCAUAGUCUCUAGUCACAGCCUAAACCUUGAUGCUAAUUAUGAUACUUUACAUAAGCCUAUAAUUCCCUGCACUAUUGGCAAGUUUCCAUUGUCAUUUCCCCAGGAAAUUCACUUUGUUUAGAAUGAAGCCCUGGGUCCAUCAAUCUAGAUAAGACCUAAGCAAGAGAGUUGACAGAUGUGAGUGUUCAAGUGGUGGUGGCCAGUUCACCUCUUUAUACUGCCGAGGCUGCUGCUAACUGGGUGUCACUCUGACUCUGGGCAGCAGUGGUGGGGAUUAUAGCUAAUGUCUAUGCCACUGAUACUUCCAUGUUUGUCCGUGUAUGAGGGGUGCAGGUUGUCUGUAAUCUACUAAAGCAUCAGCCACCCCCAGCUUUAGUAACUUGCUAAUCCAUGCCCUGGGUAUAUCAGCCAGAGGCUGCUACAGUUAAUGGUACACAGUUGAUGGUACACAGGCCGAAAACCAUAAUGAAUCAAGACACUACUACAUUUCCAAAGCCGAAAACCCGUGUGGGUUACAAUUUAAAGUGAGCUUGGGAAGGAACGCUCCUGAAGACGUCUGCAGACUGAAGGGUCAGAGCCGCUGGAAGCCUGGCUGCCUCUGGGCUCUCGUCUCAGUGCAGCAAGGCACCGUGAUCAACCACCCGUGAUGGGGAAGGCCCUGGUUCUGUCUUUGUUUGGGGGUAAAUAGCUGUGUGGUGUUGAGUGACUGUGAUUGGCUUUUCCAACUCCUUUAACAAAAACUACAACCCACUUACGACUCAACUUGGGCAGAUGUGGUUCCGUUGCCGUUUGUUGACUUGCCUCCUUUCCUUUCAGCUCUCAAGUCCCACAGUCUAACGGGGAAGAUAGCUAUGAAAUGCAUGACUGUUGUCCUAAUUUCUGCAUGUGUUUAUGGUGGUAUUUGGAGGGAGGGGGAGAGGAGAACCAGGGAGCCUCUUUCAGAAACCGAAGGUGUUUCCUUGUUGCACCUGGGAAUGCUGUGUAGUUCUGAUAGGAUUGUCUCUCCAUCUGUUUGUGAAUGCCCCUUUGCUUCUACUUCAGCCCUUCUGGUGAGACCCUUGGCUGUAAGGUGGUUGCUGUAUAAGGCUGCUGUAUAACGUCCACUCUCAUAUUUAACGUGUGUGACUGUCACCAUCGUCUUUGUGUGUUAAAGUAGCCAUGGAGGAGAUGAUCUGAGCUAUGUCAGAGAAAACAGAGCGAUCAGAGGAGCGGAGUGCAGUAAAACUCAUCCUGGCAUUUCGCUUUUCUCACUUCCCCGCAAGCGGGCGGGCAUUAAUCCAUUCCCACCUUCUAAUGUCCUUGGCGUCCAGCUGGCUUUGCGGGGUGUGCAAUGGUUUUACUGUACUGCCUCCAUCUGUGCCAGGCUUUUAUACACAGCCACGUGUGCGAGUCAGAGCGUAUGUGGUCGCCCCUUGCUCUCGGGGUUAGCUGAAUGGCCUCUCCAAU
This is a messenger RNA of Chionomys nivalis (European snow vole), 9589 nucleotides long. RefSeq names its product spectrin beta, non-erythrocytic 1 (gene Sptbn1). Gene Ontology annotation, biological process: protein localization to plasma membrane; actin cytoskeleton organization. The record is from RefSeq and is a predicted model, not a curated record. NCBI's taxonomy places the organism in Eukaryota, Metazoa, Chordata, Mammalia, Rodentia, Cricetidae. The coding region runs from base 264 to 6695 and encodes 2143 amino acids. The transcript has 33 exons. Gene Ontology annotation, cellular component: cell junction; cortical actin cytoskeleton; plasma membrane. Gene Ontology annotation, molecular function: phospholipid binding; actin filament binding; structural constituent of cytoskeleton.